GUCGCGUCGUCACGUUGCGGUAAUAACAAACAUGGCGGGGCUCAGCUCAGCGCGGUGCUUGCUCCGGAGCUGCUCCCGGAUUAAACACGUCGAGAGAAGCACACACACGUUGAUGAGAUGUGGCGUCAGGACGUUCUGCGGCGGGGCUCAGGACACAGACAAUGUAAGGCCCCAGUUCACAGAUGCAGCUGUGCAGGACAUCCUCAGCAGGAUAACGGGCCUGGACCUGCAGAAAGUGUUCCGACCCAUCCAGCAGAAGCUGAAUCCGCCCACUUACAAACUCAUGACUGACGAACAAGUGGAGCAGGCCAUCAUGGGAGCCACAGAGAAGGCGAAGAAGCUGCUGCAGAUGCCCCCCGUCCUGCCGGAGAGGAAGCCCAUCAGUGACGUUCUGUCUGAGGAUAAGAUGCUGGAGGGCAUGGACACGGCUAAAUACGUCUUUACAGACAUCACAUACGAUAUCCCACACAGGGAGAGGUUCAUUGUUGUACGGGAGCCCAACGGGACUCUUCGGAAGGGGAGCUGGGAGGAGAGAGACCGGCUUGUUCAGGUCUACUUCCCCAAGGAGGGACGCAAGCUCACAGCCCCCCUCAUCUUCAAGGAAGAGAAUAUGAAAAUGGUGUUUACUCAGGACCGGCACGAGGAUGUGUUGGACCUGUGUCUGGUCCAGUUUGAACCAGACUCCUCAGAAUACAUCAGGGUGCACGCUGCCGCCUAUGAGGACCUGGAAAAGCAUGGCAAGUACGAGCUGCUGUGCUCCACCAGACACUUAGGAGGAAUGGCCUGGUACCUGGUCAACGCUCGCAGGGUCGACGGGCUCAUAGUGGACAUGCUGAAGAGAGGGCUGUUUAAGGAUGCCGUGAGCCUAGUGUCUCUGUUCCACAUGGUCCACCCCAACAGUGAGUCAGCCCAGGAGGCUGCCAGCCAACAGGCCACUGGUACUGACCUGCUUAAGAUCUAUGCCCAGAUGGAGUCCCAGAGGUCGGGCUACAUUGAACUGGCCCUGCAGGCAUACGAACAGACGGCUGCUGAAGAAUCUGCUGCUUGACUCACUCACUCCUAGACAGAAAUAUACAAAUUCAAUGAAGAGGAGCACCGGGAACCACUUCCUGAAAAAUGGACUGACAGAAUUGUCUGUUAAUUAACUGUUUGGGUCAAAGAGUAGUGACAUGUGCUUCUCGACUUGAAAAAAUAACUCUCUUUACUUAACAGCCGUCAAUUUGAAAAGAAAAAGCUUUAACUCAUCUUGUCCAAUGAACAGUCUGUUAGUACAACAUGUAGAGAAAUUAUCUGUAUGUGUUUUACAUUUGGAGCUCAUAGUCAAACCUGAAAUAUAAAAUCAUUCAUUCAUUCUUUCAUAAAAGUAGGCAAAAGUUAGGGGGCACAAUUAAACUACUUUUCAUGCACAAGACACAAAAUAUAAAAAAUGUCAUAAGACCGGUCAUGUGCGGUUUUCGACCACGGUUUGGACCCUCAAAUGUGUCGACAGACAAAAAGAGUGGAGAACAUUCGGGUCUCAGGCCCUAAUGAUGUACAUAACAAAAUAAAGAUCUUUGUACGUA
This is a messenger RNA of Hippoglossus stenolepis (Pacific halibut), 1562 nucleotides long. It is a transcript of the gene mrps22, whose product is annotated as mitochondrial ribosomal protein S22. The record is from RefSeq and is a predicted model, not a curated record. Gene Ontology annotation, cellular component: mitochondrial small ribosomal subunit. NCBI's taxonomy places the organism in Eukaryota, Metazoa, Chordata, Actinopteri, Pleuronectiformes, Pleuronectidae. Bases 32 to 1048 code for a protein of 338 amino acids. The transcript has 8 exons. Gene Ontology annotation, molecular function: structural constituent of ribosome.